Messenger RNA from Psammomys obesus (fat sand rat), 1167 nucleotides. It is a transcript of the gene Bst1, whose product is annotated as bone marrow stromal cell antigen 1. Bases 1 to 870 code for a protein of 289 amino acids. The record is from RefSeq and is a predicted model, not a curated record. The transcript has 9 exons. Gene Ontology annotation, molecular function: phosphorus-oxygen lyase activity; NAD+ nucleosidase activity. Gene Ontology annotation, cellular component: plasma membrane. Gene Ontology annotation, biological process: positive regulation of B cell proliferation. NCBI's taxonomy places the organism in Eukaryota, Metazoa, Chordata, Mammalia, Rodentia, Muridae.
AUGACUUAUGCAGAAACUUGUGGAAGAAGAGUCUACUCUGGCUUACAGUGUCAAAGAGAUGAGACCAUCAUCUCUUUGGAAGACAUGACAGUAAGUGGCAAGAACAAAAACUGCACAGCCAUCUGGGAGGCCUUCAGAGUGGUGCUAGACAAGGAUCCCUGCUCCGUCCUCCCCUCAGACUAUGACCUCUUCAUUAGCCUCUCCAGGCACUCCAUUCCUAGAGACAAGUCACUGUUCUGGGAAAAUAACCACCUACUCGUUACCAGCUAUGCAGAGAACACCCGUCGCCUCAUGCCCCUGUGCGAUGUUCUGUAUGGCAAGGUUGGGGAUUUCUUGAGCUGGUGUCGACAGGAAAAUGCCUCUGGACUUGAUUACCAGUCCUGCCCCACAUCAGAAGACUGUGAAAACAAUGCUGUGGAUGCCUACUGGAAAAGUGCAUCCAUGCAGUAUUCAAGAGACAGUUCUGGGGUGAUCAACGUCAUGCUGAAUGGCUCAGAGCCAAAAGGAGCCUAUCCUGUGAAAGGGUUUUUUGCAGAUUUUGAAAUCCCAUACUUACAAAAGGAUAAAGUCACAAGAAUUGAGAUCUGGGUCAUGCAUGAAGUUGGGGGACCCGAUGUGGAAUCCUGUGGCGAAGGCAGUGUGAAGAUCCUGGAAGACAGACUGGAAGCCCUGGGGUUCCAGCACAGCUGUAUCGAUGACUACCCACCAGUGAAGUUCUUAAUGUGUGUGGACCACAGCGCUCACCCCGACUGUGUGAUGAACUCAGCCUUGGCAACUAUGCAGAGGGAGAGGCCAUCUCUUCAUGCAGCAGGAGAUGCCACCCUUAUCAUUUCUCUGUUGGUGGCUUUGGCUUCAAGCUCUCAAGUGUGACCAGAAAAUCACCACGCUGUUCUAGUAGAACCCGCUUUGCAUCUACCCUUGAACAGCCCACCUGUUCUGUGUAAACCAAGAGAGCCUACUGUCGAAAGACAUGUCCUUCUAUGAACAGUGUAACCAGAUAGGAAUCCAAUCAUACUCAUGUUCAUGAUUCAAGAAACAAAGCACUUGGCUAGUCCCACUUGGCAGGCAGAAUUUGUGACCACAAAGUUAAAGUACUCCUUCUUAUUUUAACCAUGAUACCAAGUGCUGAGACAUGGGGUGUAGUAUAAUCUUAUAUAAUUAAAUAUA